Molecule: messenger RNA, 393 nt
Organism: Peronospora matthiolae
Lineage: Eukaryota; Oomycota; Peronosporomycetes; Peronosporales; Peronosporaceae
Source: the annotation of a GenBank genome assembly
AUGGACGACAACGAAGGCAGCGCGAAACAGGGACUAGAGAUGUUGGCAUCGCUGCCGACGUCGACACACCGCCUCGAAGCGUCAACGGAGGCAGAGACCGAGGGACCAACGCCACGGGUAGAGGAUUACCCGAGCAGCGUCGGAUUCAACGAAGCCAGAAACCAGUAUCGGCUGGAUCAGAAACGCAAGCGGAGGGCGCAGCUUAGAGCCGAGCGCGAGAAGAACACACGAGAAGAGCUGCAGAAAUAUGAUACACGUGCCGUGUUCGCGAAAAGGGAAAAACAGGCAAAGGACCGCUACGGAGUCCGGACCAAGCAGAGACGAAAGUCGAACCUGCACAAGCCGAAGCGUAGUGGCUGCAUGGUAACCCAUGAAAACCAUGGAUUCUCCUGA